Molecule: messenger RNA, 969 nt
Organism: Erigeron canadensis
Lineage: Eukaryota; Viridiplantae; Streptophyta; Magnoliopsida; Asterales; Asteraceae
Product: probable 2-oxoglutarate-dependent dioxygenase AOP1
Exons: 3
Coding region: 1-969 (322 amino acids)
Molecular function (GO): dioxygenase activity
Source: RefSeq, a predicted model, not a curated record
AUGGGUUUUUUGGCACAACCUAACAUUCCUGUCAUUAAGAUGGCAAAUAUGAAGCAAACCAUUAUUAAUGUUUCUGCAUGCAAUGAAGUGAGACAUGCACUUGAAGAAUAUGGUUGCUUUUUAGCUGAUUAUUCUGAUGAUGAUGAUGGGAUAAUUAAUACUACUGAUCAUGAUGAAGAAAUUAUAAACAUGAUGGAAGUAUAUGAUGCUUUAAAACCCUUAUUUGAUCUUCCCAUUGAAACAAAAGUUAAAAAUACUUCACCCAAGGCUUACCAUGGCUAUGUUGGCCAACUCCCUUUUCUUCCUCUCUUAGAAAGCAUGGGCAUUGAGAAUGCUACUAGCGCUCAUGGCGUUAAUAGCUUCACGAACGCCAUGUGGUCUUCCGGAAAUACCGAUUUCUGUAAAAUGAUUCAGUCGUAUGCGAAACUAGUUUCAAAAAUCGAAGAAACGGUUAGGAAGAUGGUGUUUGAAAGCUAUGGGGUGGAGAAGUACCACGAAUCCUAUAACGAAUCCGUGACGUAUCUUCUGAGAGUAAUGAAAUACAGACCACCAAGCAUGAAGGAGACUAGAAUAGGUUCCAUCUCUCACACAGACAAGACCUUCAUAUCCAUACUUACCCAAAAUCAAGUGAAAGGAUUACAAGUUAAAACCAAGGACGGCUAUUGGAUCCCCGUGGAGUACCCUCCUUGUUCGUUUUUGGUCAUGGCUGGUGACGCAUUCAAGGCAUGGAGCAAUGACCGAGUGCACUCACCUUAUCAUCGAGUAGUUAUGGAAGGGGAUGAAUAUAGAUACUCAAUCGGGAUAUUUACAUACCACAAAGGGAUCAUACAAGUCCCAGAAGAGCUCGUCGACGAAGAUCACCCAAGAAAGUUUAACUCAUUUGAUCAUUUUGGUUAUCUUGAUUUCUAUGCCAAAGACUCACUGUUCGACAAGGAAUACUGUCACAUAAAUUCAUAUUGCGGAGUGUGA